CACGGAUACACAAAUUGAGAGAGAGCGCGCGACAAAAUCGAACCUAACCCUAAUUUUGCGAUUUCCCCCUAAUUUCGACGAUCUGAUGGUGAGUGACAAGCAUGUAGAAUCAAACCACCGCAAACACCGACGGUCGUUUUCGCCGUCCGACGAGGUCUUUAAAUCUCCGAAGCGGCACAAGUCCCGUCAUCACCAUCGCAGGCAUGGCCACCGUCAUCAUCGUGAUGAGGAAGUUCAAUAUAACGAUGAUGAGAAUGUUAACGGUGGUGAUCUUGAUAUGGAAGAAGGUGAGAUAUUAGGAAAAGAAGGGAUUGGGGAGACAUUGAAGAAGAAAUUAGAGUCCGUCGACGAGUUUGGGGAUAUAAAAUCUGGUCAAUUCCGGGAGAAUAAUCUGGCGUUCAAUGGAGAUGAUGGCUUUCCCUUGAUUUGUAAGAGCUGGAUACGCGUUUAUAACUAUCUUUCAUAUAAAUGUCAUGGGAGAAAUCAGCGGAGGGAAAGAGAAUGUGAGAAAAGAAAAGAGAUAGAGCCUGACCGUGAAAGGAGAAAAGAGAGGGGAAGCGUUGAUAGAGAUAGCAGGGGAGACAGGGAAAAAGAUUACCUACGGGAUAGAGACAACGACAGAGGUAGGAGUAGAGAUAAAGCCAGGUAUAGUAGUAGAGAGAGGGGGAGGGAGAAUGAAAGAGAGAGACGGAGUGAAAAAGAUAGGGAUAAAGGACGAGAAUUCCAGAGUGAUAGAGAGAAGCAUAAAAGUCUUGAUGAUGGAUAUGGUGAAGUGAGGCAUAAACAUUCUGGACACUCAAGACAUGAUGCGGAAGAUGACUUAGAGUUAAGAAGCCCAACUUCUGUAAAUGGCCAUGAUCCUAACAGUGGCGAUGUCAAAGAAACUCGGGGAAAUGUUGAAAGGACCAGAAUUGAUAAUGAUGAUAAAGGUGACGUUGUUGUUUGGGAAGUUGAACAAGAAGAUGAAGAGCUAAAUUUAAUCGAGGAAAGCAGGAGGAGAACGCAAGCCAUAAUGGAGAAAUAUAAGAAAAAGUUGGAGCAGCAAAACGGAUUUUCUUCUCAUGAUCUUGAGCUAGCAAACAUUCCCAAGCAGUCCUCUACUGUGGCAGAUGUUCUUGGAAGUGGUACUCUGGGGCCUGUUACUUCUGCAGUUAAUCAAGCUAAAGCUGGGUUGGAUAUUGAUGCCGUAGAUGGUGAAGUCGCCAAGCUUUCAUCGGCAGUUGGGGAAUCACCUGCACAGCUUGUAAUUUCAGACUCAGAUAGGACACUAGCUUCCACAGGGCUUGGGGAAGGCAGCCCAAAGGAUAAAAUAUCAGAUGACAUGUUCACUGAUGAUAUCUUUGGGGAGUCUCCAGCUGAUAGUCAGAAAAUGGUAUGUACUCUUACUCAAAUUAUUGACCUUGUCUUUAUAGAGUUUUCUAACUCUGGUUUCAUCUGCUUUGUUUUCCCCGUACAUCAUCUGACAAGAUACUCAAGAAAUGGACUUCCUUUUGUCCACUACAUUUUUGUAGGCUAUCUGCGAGGGAAAGGGAAUGGCAUUCCUAUUGUAAGGAGUGGACUCGACGAUAAUUGGGAUGAUGCAGAAGGUUAUUACAGUUAUCAAUUAGGGGAACUACUUGAUGAUAGAUAUGAAAUCAUGGCUACUCAUGGAAAAGGUGUCUUCUCUACCGUGGUGCGGGCAAAAGACACAAAAGCUGAACUAGGUGAACCUGAGGAAGUGGCUAUAAAAAUUAUUCGGAACAAUGAGACAAUGCAUAAGGCCGGCCAGACUGAGAUUCAGAUAUUGAAGAAGCUAGCUGGCUCUGACCCAGAGAAUAAGCGCCACUGCGUUCGUUUUCUUUCAACUUUUAAGUAUAGGAACCACCUUUGCUUGGUGUUUGAGUCUCUUCAUCUGAAUCUCCGUGAGAUUGUGAAGAAGUAUGGUCGCAACAUUGGUAUUCAACUAUCUGGUGUUAGAGUGUAUGCAACGCAGUUAUUCAUAUCCCUUAAACAUCUCAAGAACUGUGGGGUUCUUCACUGCGAUAUAAAGCCUGACAACAUGCUGGUGAAUGAGGGAAGAAACACGUUAAAGCUUUGUGACUUUGGUAGUGCAAUGUUUGCUGGUACAAACGAAGUUACACCAUAUCUUGUUAGUCGCUUCUACAGAGCUCCAGAAAUAAUUCUUGGACUUCCCUACGACCAUCCGUUAGAUAUAUGGUCAGUUGGUUGCUGUCUGUAUGAGCUUUUUAGCGGGAAAAUUAUGUUCCCUGGCUCCACAAACAAUGAAAUGUUACGCCUGCAUAUGGAACUGAAAGGUGCCUUCCCUAAAAAGAUGCUUCGCAAGGGAGCAUUUAUCGAUCAGCACUUUGAUAAGGACUUAUGCUUCUAUGCUACAGAGGAGGAUAGUGUUACUAGAAAGACAACAAAGAGAAUGAUGGUAAACAUAAAGCCAAAAGAAUUUGGUUCAGUAAUUAAACAACGUUAUAAGGAUGAAGAUAGCAAGUUGUUGGUUCAUUUCAGGGAUCUUCUAGACAGAAUUUUCAUACUUGAUCCUCAGAAGAGAAUUACAGUGUCACAGGCAUUAGCUCACCCAUUCAUCACGGGCAAGUGAAUCUCAUAAUGUUGUUACCCUAGAUACAUGUACAUUGAAUAUUAAACGAUUAGUUUUUGAUUAAGAUUCUAAAGAAAUUGUUA
Molecule: messenger RNA, 2673 nt
Organism: Arabidopsis thaliana (thale cress)
Lineage: Eukaryota; Viridiplantae; Streptophyta; Magnoliopsida; Brassicales; Brassicaceae
Product: Protein kinase superfamily protein
Exons: 11
Coding region: 86-2590 (834 amino acids)
Biological process (GO): mRNA cis splicing, via spliceosome
Cellular component (GO): nucleus; chromosome
Molecular function (GO): kinase activity; transferase activity; protein kinase activity
Source: RefSeq, marked reviewed